Malassezia japonica is the source of this 444-nucleotide messenger RNA. RefSeq names its product 40S ribosomal protein S16 (gene RPS16). Gene Ontology annotation, cellular component: ribosome; cytosolic small ribosomal subunit. The coding region runs from base 1 to 444 and encodes 147 amino acids. The transcript has a single exon. Gene Ontology annotation, biological process: maturation of SSU-rRNA from tricistronic rRNA transcript (SSU-rRNA, 5.8S rRNA, LSU-rRNA); translation. Gene Ontology annotation, molecular function: RNA binding; structural constituent of ribosome. Lineage: Eukaryota; Fungi; Basidiomycota; Malasseziomycetes; Malasseziales; Malasseziaceae. The record is from RefSeq and is a predicted model, not a curated record.
AUGUCUGAAUCGAAGGGUGCCGCGCCGUUCGUUUCGUGCUUCGGCAAGAAGAAGACCGCGACGGCCGUCGCUCACGCUAAGGAGGGCAAGGGCCAGCUCCGCCUCAACGGCCAGCCCCUCGCUCUGAUCCAGCCCGAGACGCUGCGCAUCAAGGCCUUUGAGCCGAUCCUCGUUGUGGGUGAGGACAAGUUCGCCAACGUCGACAUCCGCAUCCGUGUCUCGGGUGGUGGUCACACCUCGCAGGUGUACGCGAUCCGCCAGGCGAUCGCCAAGGCGCUCGUUGCGUACUACGCCAAGUACUACGACGCUGCCUCGGCUCUCGAGCUCCGCCAGCUCUUCAUCUCGUACGACCGCACCCUCCUGAUUGCCGACCCGCGUCGCUGCGAGCCCAAGAAGUUCGGUGGUCGUGGUGCCCGCGCGCGCCGCCAGAAGUCGUACCGUUAA